AGUGUUAGAGCAUCCUUAUCUGUCUCUUUUCUUUCCUCUUCAAACUAAGCUAAAGAGCCAAAAUUGAAAAAACACCUCAAUAUCAGUCUUCCUUCCUCCCUCUCUACUUUAAACAAAAUUAACAUUUGCUACAGUGGCUCGUUUUCUUUGCUGAGCCACUGUUCACUCGCGUCUGAUUUUUUUAAUCUCUCCCUUUCUGUAGGCCUGGUUGAAGAUGAAGACCGUUGGGGAAGUAGGCUGUUGAAGACGAAGACCACGGCGCAGACGAUGAUGGCAAUCGGUUCAAGUCGAAAUCGAAAGCCACGGUUUUUGCAAUGGUGGAAGAUCUGGGUUUCGUAGUGGUGGAAGAUUUGGUUUAGGGAUUUUGUUUCAAAAAGAGAGAGAGAGAGAGAGAGAGAGAGAGAGGAUUUUUGUUUUUGUUUGCUGGUUUUUUGGGUUGGGGUUGAGGGGAAGUGAGAGUAAUUAGAGAGAGAGAGAGAGAGGAUUUUUUUGGGUUGGGAUUUUUACUAGUUUUUUGCCGUUGCUAAUUUUGCUGGGGUGUUUGGGGGCUGGAGUUGAGAGUAAAGUAGCAUAUGUCUAUUUUUAGGUAUAAAUAUUUAAUUAAGUAGAGACUGAAAGUAAAGAGAUUGAUUUUGUGUAAUUGUAAAAAAGUGAUAAAUUAAAGUAAAGAAGUGAAUUUUGUGGAUUAAUUUGGUCCAAAAUCAGUUGAGACUAAUGCGGAUGCUUUUGGACCGAGGCCUUGAAGACAAAACAGAAGACGAGCACAUUGAAACUAGCGAGCGCACUAACUAAGCACCACGGUGAAGUGCUUUGAGGUGGAAAGAGAUGUCCAUGUGGCGAAGGAACCUGAGCAGCUCGACGCGCGCGCUGCUCAAGGAGAAGAAAUGGGAUGCGCUUGUGAUCGGCGGCGGCCACAACGGUCUCACAGCCGCCGCCUAUCUGGCCCGCUCCGGCCUCUCUGUUGCCGUUCUCGAGCGGCGCCACCUCAUUGGCGGUGCUGCGGUUACCGAAGAACUCAUCCCUGGCUUCAAGUUCUCCCGCUGCAGCUACCUCCAAAGCCUCCUCCGUCCUUCCAUCAUCAGGGAAUUGGAGUUAGGGAGGCAUGGAUUGAAGUUGCUGAGGAGGAGUCCUUCAUCUUUCACGCCUUGCCUCGACGGACGAUAUCUUCUCUUGGGUUCAGAUAAGGUCCUUAAUCAUUCAGAGAUUUCGAAGUUCUCUAAACGCGAUGCCGACGCUUAUCCAAGAUACGAGGAUCAGCUAGAGAAAUUUUGUGAGUUCAUAGAUCCACUUCUGGAUUUGCCUACUCCAGAAACUUUGCAAGGUGUUUCAUCUUUAAGAGCCCGAAUGAAGAAUAAUCUACAAAAAUCAGAAUUUUGGGCUCAUUGUAUGAGGCAAGCUUUCUCCUUGGGGCAGAAAGACAUGGUGGACUUGAUGGACCUUUUGCUCUCACCAGCGUCGAAGGUCUUGAAUAACUGGUUUGAGAGUGAUGUUCUAAAGGCAACCCUAGCGACAGAUGCAGUGAUUGGAAUUACAGGAAGUGUAAAUUCAACUGGGAGCGGGUAUGUUCUCCUUCAUCACAUGAUGGGAGAAACUGAUGGUGAUCGUGGUAUUUGGUCGUAUGUCGAAGGUGGGAUGGGCUCAGUAUCGUUGGCUAUCAGUAAAGCUGCUAAGGAAGCUGGGACUCAUAUUGUGACCGAUGCUGAGGUUUUGACGUUGAUGAUCAAGGAUUGCGGCGCUGUAGAUGGGGUUAUAUUGGCUGAUGGGACAAAAGUUCAUUCUAAAGUUAUCUUGUCAAAUGCGACCCCUUACAAAACUUUUAUGGAAUUAGUACCUGAGAAUGUUCUUCAUGGUGAUUUUCUCCGAGCCGUCAAGAAUUUGGAUUAUAGCUCCGGGACUACGAAAAUAAACUUGGCUGUUGAAAGCUUGCCCCAGUUUCGAUGUUGCAACUUGUCUCAUCCUGAUGCUGGCCCACAGCAUGUGGGUACCAUUCACAUUGGAUCUGAGAGCAUGGAGGAUAUUGAAUUGGCCUGUCAAGAUGCUGUAAAUGGCUCGCCAUCUCGAAGACCUAUUAUAGAGAUGACAAUUCCUUCUGUUUUGGAUAAGACUCUCUCUCCUUCUGGUAAGCACGUGAUCAACUUAUUCAUUCAGUACACACCGUAUAAACCCUCCGAAGGCAGCUGGAAAGACCCUGCAUAUAGAGAGUUCUUUGCGCAACGAUGUUUAGCCUUGAUCGAUGAGUAUGCCCCGGGCUUCAGCUCAUCAGUUAUUGGCUAUGACAUGUUGACUCCACCAGACCUUGAACGGGAAAUUGGUCUUACGGGAGGGAAUAUUUUUCAUGGUGCUAUGGGAUUACACUCUCUUUUCCUAAUGCGACCUCUAAAAGGAUGGUCAAAUUACAGGACCCCAUUGCGAGGGCUUUACUUGUGCGGGAGUGGGGCCCAUCCUGGGGGUGGUGUGAUGGGUGCUCCGGGACGUAACGCUGCUCACGAGGUUCUUAAAGACAUUUUUAGCUUUUGAAGUGAAACAGUACAACACCACGUUAUUUUGUGUAGUGAUCAGAGUCACCACUAUUUUGUUGUGUUGUCGAAUUAUCUCUGGCCCAAGCAUCACUUUUUACCUUCGGAGAAUCGACAUGCAGGAACUCGUGAAAUCAAGCAUUCUGUACUUUUACUUGCUUCAUGACAGGAGAUCAAAGGUGAUAUUAUUCACAUAAUCUCAUUGCAAUGCAUGCAAAGGUGGUUACCCAAUUAAAACUCGGAAUUGCUGAUAUCUAAGAGUCAUCUUGCAAAUAUCACUUAUAGUGGCUCCAUUAACUAUUUUGGAUUUAAAAUCAAGAGUUGUGACUUAGCUAUUAUGGUUACUUCAUCCAUAUUGUGCUAUAUUAUGGUUACUUCAUCCAUUAACUAUCUUGUAAAUAUCUCACCUAUUGGAUUUGUUCUGGAAUGCAGUUUCUAUCUUCGAAUUUGCCAGUCA
This is a messenger RNA of Rhododendron vialii, 2973 nucleotides long. RefSeq lists its product as uncharacterized. The coding region runs from base 826 to 2517 and encodes 563 amino acids. NCBI's taxonomy places the organism in Eukaryota, Viridiplantae, Streptophyta, Magnoliopsida, Ericales, Ericaceae. Gene Ontology annotation, molecular function: oxidoreductase activity. The record is from RefSeq and is a predicted model, not a curated record. The transcript has 16 exons.